This is a messenger RNA of Electrophorus electricus (electric eel), 4227 nucleotides long. RefSeq names its product bridging integrator 1a (gene bin1a). Gene Ontology annotation, molecular function: phospholipid binding; tau protein binding. Gene Ontology annotation, cellular component: cytoplasm; plasma membrane; synaptic vesicle. The record is from RefSeq and is a predicted model, not a curated record. Lineage: Eukaryota; Metazoa; Chordata; Actinopteri; Gymnotiformes; Gymnotidae.
GCAUCUGAGAAUCCUGAGUGCGUCCGUGCAGGUUUACGUACGAUAAAGAAAAUUAUUAACUGGUCAAAAACAUUAAAUCACUGUUAGUGUUGUGGAUACACGUACUAACGAUUUCCCAAUGUAAUAGGUGUUCUAGUCAUCUGACCAGGGUUUUAGGCUAAAAGCAAGACAAAAUGGCUGAGUUGACGGUGGGAAAGGGAGUUUCUGCUGGAAAAAUUGCGAGCAAUGUGCAGAAAAAAAUAACCAGGGCUCAAGAAAAGGUUCUACAAAAACUUGGCAAGGCCGAUGAGACCAAAGACCUUGCAUUUGAGGAAGGAGUGAUUAACUUCAACAAACAGCUGGCUGAAGGCACCAAACUGCAGAAAGACCUGCGAGCCUAUUUGGCUGCUGUAAAAGCAAUGCACGAGUCUUCUAGCCGUCUCCAGGAGUGCCUGGCUGAUAUGUAUGACCCAGACUGGUACGGUAAAGAAGAAAUGGACUCUACUAUAGAGGACUCUGACCUCCUGUGGACAGACUUUCACCAGAAACUGGUGGAUCAUGCUUUGAUCUCCAUGGACACCUAUUUGGGCCAGUUCCCUGAUAUCAAGGCCCGUAUAGCGAAGCGAGACAGGAAGCUGGUGGAUUAUGACAGCGCCCGCCACAACUUUGCUGCCGUGAACAAGGGCAAGAAGAAGGAAGGAGGCAUUAAGAUUUCAAAGCCAGCAUCCUUGUUGGAGAGGGCCACUCCAGGAUGGGCACAGGGGAUUCUGUCAGCUCAUAACGUUGCUCAGAGCAACCUCUCCAGGUGUCAGGCGGAGGAAGAGUUAGAGAGGGCCCAGAAGGUGUUUGAGGAUAUCAACAUAGAUCUCCAGGAGGAGUUGCCGUCACUCUGGAACAGUCGUGUUGGCUUCUAUGUAAACACCUUCCAGAGCGUGGCAGGUCUGGAGGAGAAGUUUCACAGAGAAACAGGGAAGCUGAGCCAAAAUAUGCAUGACAUACUGGUGAAACUGGAGAAUCAAGACAUGUCAAGAAAAGCAGGUAACCGAGGGGGGAAGACAUCAGCCACCCAAAGGAGUGACCAAACACAAGAUACAAAUCACACUCUAAGCCCAGGAGGACCACCUGCCAUCCCUAAAUCUCCAUCUAAGCUGAGACCUGCUGUUCCUCCACCACCUAAAGUGACCCCAUCAAAGGAUCUGAAACAGGAUAACAUCAUUAACCUGUUUGAUGAAGCAGCAGCUACACCAGCUAUCAGUGUUACCUCUCCAACACAAUAUGACACACCAGUCACCAGCCAUCUUUUAGACAUGGACCUGGAUGCACUGCAGGCUGCUACCACCCCUGUCGCCUCUGGUCCAGCUCCGCAGAACUGGGAUUCAUGGGAGGCGAAUGAGCAGGCAGAGAGCCACGGGGAGGUCCCUCAGACUUGGGAUGAUGAGGAUGAUAGCCAGCCUGUACGCACUAGCGGGGGGGAUGGCGCUGCCCAGCCCACCUGGGAGGAUGACGGUAGUCGUCCCGCGCACACGGCAGAGCCCAUACAUCCUGCCUGGGAUGACGAUGGUAGCCAGCCGGUGCGCACAGUGCCAGCCGCCCAGCCGACUGGGGACGAUGAUGGGUCCCAGCCAGUGCAGGCUCAGGGUUGGGACAGUGAUGGGGCUCAGGGAGCAGAAAGUUCGGUUGCCACAGAAGAGGUGGCAGGACCAGCAGAAGCUGAUAAAGCGAGCACAGAGGUGGAAAUGCCACCAGGCUUCCUGAACAAAGUUAAAACGAUGCACGACUACAAUGCCAAUGACUCAGACGAGCUUGAGCUCAAAGCUGGAGACGUGGUGCUCGUGGUGACCUAUGAUAACGCAGACGAGCAGGACGAGGGCUGGUUGAUGGGGGUGAAGGAGGCGGACUGGCUUCAGACAAAAGAUCUCAGCAAAAAAGGGGUGUUUCCUGAGAACUUCACGCAGAAGAUGUGAGAGCCAGAAUGGGACCUUUUCUGUAUGCUUCGCCCUGUGCUCUUCUUCCAUGAAUCUUUGGGUGUUUAGUACGGAGUGAGGUGUGAGAAACAGCUUUGCAGCAGCGUAGGCAGAAAACCUCGUGCACAUCUAACAUGCACGUGACUCUGUUGAAGACUUUGUAUGACAGAGAGCAGACAUGCUCUUAAUGGAUUCAUGUUCAUACUCUUUCGGGUGGGCUCUAGAGUGGAUGUCAGACCUUCUCUGUGUGUCAGGUUUUAAUUUGCGUAUUCUUUGAAAAUUGAGGAACAUGCUUUGUGAUAUUAUACUCAGCUGAGAGGCUUAUGCUGUAUGUGCCAGCCUGUUGAAUAUUUACACCACUUGGGUGUUAAUUGCCAUCUUUUGUAGAGGCUAUCCAUGCCAACCCUGAGGCCUCCACUACCCUCACUAAUCCUGUCCCUCUCUCUGGGUAGGAUACUCACAUAAAAAUAAGUAACCUAUGAACCUUUUAAAAAAGACAUGAGACUUUAGUGUUUAAUAAUACAAAUAAGAGAUUGCAUGAUACUUUUUUGAAUUGUAAUCAAGUCAAAGCUGAGAUAGCUUGGGGAGGAUUCACAAUAUCCUCAGGCCUGUAGAUGAUUCCCUAUGGCCAUCCUUCUAUCUGUUAAAUCAAAGGACCUCAACAGUUAUUAUGUGAGAUAGGAGUGAGUCUUUACCUAAACACUGUAUCUGAAAAUCUCAGUGUUAGUAUAGUAAACAGACUAGUCUUUAACAAACUACUAAAAGAAAUAAAAAUAUAUUGUCAUACUGCAAACAAAAACACCAACAAAAAGAUCAUCCCAUAACUAUAUGCAGGUAAACACUGACAUAUGCAGCUAGUUUAGACACUAAGGAACAUGUAUUUUGCUCAGGUUAAAUGGUAGAAAUACAAGCAGAAACACUGUGGUGUGUCUGGCCCUCAACAUUGACGUGAGGAAAAUUUGACCAUGUUCAGUGCUUUCCCAACUCUCUCACCCACAUUAAUGGGCUCUACAGUGCUUACUGAAAGGCAUAAAUCAGUGCUGUCAUAUAUUGAUGGUAAUUCUUACUCAAUGCUCUGUGGAAACACACUAGAUCUUGGUGACUCUGUUCUUUGAGAUGUGUAAUUAUGCAAUAAUGUGUUAACGAAUCUUUAUUCCUUCUGUCACCACAUUCUUGGAAGUGUCUCCGAGAUGCUGAUAUGUAUUCUGAUUGAAAGAAAGUGUGUGUGUGUGUGUGUGUGUGUGUGCGUCAGCGUCUUCUGGGAGUGGCAGUUACUUUCCUAUGGUGCAAAUUUUAACCACAGCCAGAAAUAUGCAUAAUGUCUAUUGAAUUAUAUUACACUGUAUUUAUAGUUUAUUUUUGUACAUUGUGAGUCAGCUGACAGCAGAGGAGAUACUGAUGACUGCUUAUAGUGUAAAACUCGUGUGUGCCAUGGAUGGAUUCUUAUCUGGGUUUCUUAAUAAUUCACAGUCUUAUAAAGUAUAUUGUGUAACAAUUGUUAGAUUUCUGUGUGUGAACACUUUAAAGUUCAUUCUUUUGUCAGUUAGUUUAUUUGGAAACAUAACUUCCACUUUGUAUUAUUGUGUCUCCUGCUAUGAAUUUUAACCUUGUUGUAAUGACAUAGUCCACACAGAGGGAGAGAUAAAUUGGACCAUGUGUAGCCUGGUUGACAAUUCUUGUGCUGUGUUAAAAGAAAAUCUUUUUUAUUUUCCUAUUUAUUCUUGAUCUUCCUGUAAUGAGGCACUUCUAAUGUCCACGGGCAGAAGCGUUUCAUCCACGUGCGGUUGUGUGUACGUGUGUGAUCUUGACACUUGAGCUUGUGUCCUUCAGUUAACACUACAUCUAUAAUAUAAUUACUGAAGCUUUGGCUAUUGUUCUGGCUGACAGAUCUCGAGUAGGUUUGAUUAGAUCUUAAUAAACACACUGAGAGGUCGAAAAACAUGCUAAUUCCUCUUUACUUCAGAAUAAUAACAGUAUAUUUGCUUCUGUUAUUGUGCCAGUGCAUUUGUAAAUGUGAACAUGGUGUCAUUUUUGUUGAGCUUCACCGGUGAAUAUACAUAAUAUCCUCUCAACAUAUGGACAGUGUAUGUGUGGCCAUUGUGCGAAUGUGACAGGGGCAUGCUUAACCUCAUGUAUAGUGUGUUGGUGUAUUUAUGUUAUCUUGCUGAGGUGGCUGUGAGGUCCAGGUCCACCUUAUGCUUCUAUAAGCCAUGAGUGUUCCUAUACUACAGCUGUGUACAUUGUUGUCUAAUGAGUACUAAUAAACCUUAAUUUAAUUCCAGUA